UCGGAACCGAUGUCACCAUUCGAGUCAGCGUACUGUCGCGAACCCAUACAUUAUAUUCAUAGAGGCUAAUACUAUAAUACGAAGUUAUCCUUAAUUACGCCUAGAGAACGUCAAAACCUUUACAAUAGGCGUGAACGUAUUUGUAGUUGUCUGGAAGGACCAUCUUUUUUGAACGAAUGGAUUUAAACAGGAGCAAGCUAGCAUAAGUAGCGAUAAGUAUGAGUUUCAUAAAGCGUGUGACGCAUUCACGGACAGUAUAGACACACGUGGCUGGCAAUUGAGCAAUAUUAUGAUGCCUAUCUUGCAAUAUCAAUGAAGGCUGUAUUCGUAAAUUAUAUUAUAAGAACAUAAGCUUUCAUCAGCCUGGUUCUACGGUUGGAAUGGACGCUUUCAUCUAGCGUUCUAAUGGAAGAAAACAUAACAGGAGACUCAUCAAUAAGAAACAGAAAGACCCUUCUGGCAGCCGCUGCCCUGUCAACUGAUAAAAACCCCAAUGAGGAUGGACACUUGACAGAGGGUGACAGUCUGCAAUCUAAUGGGCGUAACCACAGAAGAAGAAGCUCCACCAGUGAUGAGUCCAACAGCAGAGGAUUACUUUUUUUGGUGGCUGGACUGGCCUUUUCCACACGCCUCUACAAAAUAAAAGAGCCUCCUCAUGUGUGCUGGGACGAGACACACUUUGGGAAGAUGGGAAGCUACUACAUCAACAGGACCUUCUUUUUUGAUGUGCAUCCUCCUCUGGGGAAAAUGCUGAUAGGGCUAGCCGGUUACAUGAGCGGCUACGAUGGUACUUUUCAAUUCACAAGACCUGGAGAUAAAUAUGAACACCACAUCUACUGGGGGAUGAGAGGAUUAUGUGCUGGUUUAGGCUCCUUUCUCCCUAUCUUUGCCUACCUCAUUGUACUGGAGCUGUCUCACUCUCACACAGCAGCUCUCAUGGCUGCUUGGCUGCUCAUAUUUGACACAGGCUGCAUCACUAUUUCUCAGUACAUCCUUUUGGAUCCCAUACUCUUGUUCUUCAUCAUGGCAGCAACACUCAGCAUGGUCAAGUUCAAUGGGGAAAAGGACAGGCCUUAUUCUGCUUCUUGGUGGUUUUGGAUGCUACUAAAUGGUGUCAGUCUUGCUGGAGCAUUGGGGGUGAAGUUUGUAGGUCUUUUUGUCAUCCUGCUGGUGGGACUGAACACAAUUUCUGACCUCUGGAGACUUUUAGGCGAUCUGGACCUAUCAUUGAUGGACGUCGCAAAGCACCUCCUGGCUCGCGUAUUCGGGCUCAUCCUGGUUCCCCUCUUCCUCUACGUUACAAUAUUUGCUGUCCACUUUGUGGUGCUGAACAAAAGCGGACCGGGAGAUGGUUUCUUCAGCUCUGCCUUCCAGUCUCGUCUCAUUGGGAACAAUCUACACAACGCUUCGAUGCCUGAGUACCUGGCAUAUGGCUCCACCGUUACAAUGAAAAACCUUCGCAUUGCUGGUGGCUAUUUGCACUCGCACUGGCAUUUGUAUCCAGAUGGAAUUGGAGCAAAGCAGCAGCAGAUUACAGCCUACCUGCACAAGGACUACAACAACCUAUGGGUGGUUCACAGGCACAAUGAUACAAACUCUCAGUCUGAGGCCCCUGAUCUGGUUCGUCACGGUGACAUCAUCAGAUUGGAGCACAAAGAAACAACCCGGAAUCUUCACAGUCACCUCCAUGCAGCGCCGCUGACUGGGAAGCACUACCAAGUUACGGGUUAUGGCAUUAAUCACACCGGUGACAGCAAUGACCUCUGGCGAGUGGAAGUUUGCGGAGGCCGCAAAGGCGAUCCAGUGAAAGUGCUACGCAGUAAAGUUCGUUUUCUGCACAAAGCUCUUGGUUGCGUGCUUUUCUCUUCUGGGAAAACCCUCCCCAAAUGGGGCUGGGAACAAGUGGAGGUUACCUGUAAUCCCUACUUGAAGGAGACUCCCAGCUCUCAGUGGAACAUUGAAGAUCAUUUCAAUGCCAAAUUGCCCAACAUCAGCCUGUCAGUGCUGAAACCUCAUUUCCUAGAAAUCCUUAUGGAGUCUCACAUUGUGAUGAUAAGAGGUAACAGUGGUUUAAAGCCCAAAGACAAUGAGAUGAACUCCAAACCCUGGCACUGGCCAAUCAACUACCAGGGACUAAGAUUCUCAGGAGUGAAUGAAACAGAGUACCGUGUGUACUUGCUCGGCAACCCUGUGGUCUGGUGGCUAAAUCUGGUGAGUUUAGGGUUAUAUCUGGUCUUUGCUGCGGUCGCUUCGAUUGCCUUCCAAAGAGGUAUCUCAGUAGGCCAAAGGAGAAGAGAUCAUUGUUUGGUUCUCAUGAGGGGAGGAGGCCUUCUUUUACUUGGCUGGAUACUGCACUAUAUACCGUUCUACGCCAUGGGUCGAGUCCUUUACUACCAUCAUUACUUCCCUGCGAUGCUCUUUAGCAGCAUGUUGACAGGAAUUACGCUUGACUUCCUGUUGAACAUGGCUGACCUGCUGUUUCAUCCGCCAUAUUGUGACUGGCUGCACGGAGCUGGGAAGAUGUCGCUUCUGGCUAUUGUUCUCUACAGUUUCUACCUGUUCCACCCGCUCUCCUAUGGCAUGACGGGACCUCUGGCACACGAGCCUGGCAGCUCAAUGGCCGGACUGAAGUGGAUGGAAUCCUGGGAGUUCUAAUACGAUUUCACUGAAGAUGACACCAGUUACAAAUAUCUGGUGUGGACAUCAAGGACUUAUAGCUGUCAUUUCACAGUCUUAUAGUGUUAUUAUUCUUAAGAUAUUUUGUCAUGGUACUGUACCCCGUUUGGGUGUGUUUGAGUUGAUUGUUUUUUAUGCUGAAGGACUUGAAACUUGGAUGUUAGAAUUAGGUAUUAUACUGGAUGUUGUAUGAUCUUAAGUGCCUCAAAAACUGAAAGUAAGUCGAUAAUUUCUUUGUAUUUGUAUUAUCUUAAACUGGAUUUUUGGGGAAAGAAUUUUAUGAUGCUUUGUAAGCUAUGGAGCCCAUGAAGGGACAUCAACACAAAUAAAAUAGAUUUAAGCAGUCUGGUGCGCACCAGAAAUCUGCCAAUUGUUGUCAACAUUAGCAUUAUAUAGCAAUUAAGCUAGCGGAAUUUUUUUUUUUUAUUCAAGUUAGCCAAUUGUUGCUAUAUAUAAUGCUAACGUUUGCAACAAUUGGCAGAUUUCUGAUGCGCACUAGAAACAAUCUGAUGCGCACCAGAUUAAAUAUUGCUUAAAUUUAUUUUAUUUCUGUUGAUGCCCCUUUAGGGGCUCCAUAUCAAGCAUACACGACACUCCAUGUUAAUA
Messenger RNA from Corythoichthys intestinalis (scribbled pipefish), 3282 nucleotides. It is a transcript of the gene pomt2, whose product is annotated as protein-O-mannosyltransferase 2. The transcript is spliced from 21 exons. Gene Ontology annotation, molecular function: dolichyl-phosphate-mannose-protein mannosyltransferase activity. Gene Ontology annotation, biological process: protein O-linked glycosylation via mannose. Gene Ontology annotation, cellular component: endoplasmic reticulum; membrane. Bases 406 to 2655 code for a protein of 749 amino acids. The record is from RefSeq and is a predicted model, not a curated record. Lineage: Eukaryota; Metazoa; Chordata; Actinopteri; Syngnathiformes; Syngnathidae.